AUGUUUCAAUUGAUCAAAUUCAAAGGGGUAUAUUACAAAUAUAUAAUACUUUUGUUGCUGAGUUUAUUUAUCUCAAGAGUAAAGACAUAUAAAAUAAAAAAAUGGAAUGGCUUGUGGGAGAACUAUUAUAAUGAACCUUGUUUAGGAGUUAAAUUUAAAAAAAGUAACUAUCUCUUUUUACAAAAUAAACAAAAUAAUGUAGUACAUAAUGAAUAUGUAGAAAGAAAAAGAAAUAACUUUGUAAAACCCAGGGUGAAAAAAAAUAUGCUUUUUGUAGGCACACCUACUUUAGAACACCAUUGUUAUAGUAAUAGAAAAGGUUGGAGAGUGUCUGAAAAAAUAAAUAAAUAUCAUUCUAAUUUUCAUUCCUCUCUUUUUGCAUCACAAGUUGAUAAUGACGAAGGAAAAGGAGGAAGCCAAUUAGAUGGAGAAGAAAAGGGAGGAAGCCAAUUAGAUGGAGAAGAAAAGGGAGGAAGCCAAUUAGAUGGAGAAGAAAAGGGAGCAACCCAAACAAACACAAACGUAAAGAGUAGUAGAAAAAAAAAUUACAAAUUCAUGUCAUGGAAUAAUAAAAAUGAAAUAAACAACUUUGAUGUUGAAAAAUAUGAUUUAAUAAAUAGUGGUGAUGAUACACAAAAAUAUCAUUCCUCAUUUUUUACAUCAAUAAAAAAUAAAAAACAAAAAAAUGUGGAUGUACAUCAUUUAAAUGUUAAAAUUAAUAAAGAACUAGUAAAUACAUUAUCUGUAGAAGAAUUAUUAAAUAUUCUUGCAAAAUAUGAAGAUAAUAAAACAGAAAGUAGCACACCAAAUGAAGAAGUAGAUAAUCCAAAAAACACAACAUUCAACGAAGUUAACAUUGUUACAGCAUAUCAUAGAAUUGCAAAACAUAUUAAAAAUAAAAAUUAUCUUCUCAAAGAAAAUACUAAAGAUAAUAAUGAAAUGGACGAUUUUUUCGAUCCUAUAACAUUCAGUUUGUUUGAAAAUUAUUCAAACGUAACAGAUGAAAAAGUAGAUGAAAAAAAUGAGGAAAACCAACCCGAACAAAAUAAUACCAAGCAUGUGUUACCUAACAAAAUGGAAGAUAAAACAUUUUCAAACAUAAAUUACAAUAAUCAUUCUUCUUUAUGUAAUGUAGAUAUAUACAAAAAUUUAUAUAACUUGUUGAAGGACAAACUAAGUAAUAAUAAGUCUAUAGCACCUAAACAUGUAGCAAAUAUUGCAUGGGCUUCUACUAUAAUAGGAAACGAUGAUAUAUAUAUAUGGAAUAAUAUAAAAAAACAAUUCUUUGAAAAUAUACAUAAUUUUAAAGCACAAGAAAUAUCAAUUAUUAUAUGGUCCUUUAGUGCAUCAAAAAAUAAACUUAUUCAAAAUAAAGAUGAAUUUAUAUUAUUAUUUAAUUGUAUAAAAAAAUAUAUAGAUGAAAAUAAAUUUAAAGCUCAAGAGUUUAGUAAUAUUAUAUGGUCUUUUGCUAUUUCAAAAUAUGCAAACUUUGAUUUAUUAAUUAUAUUAUAUAAUUAUGCUUUAAAAAUAUUUGGCAAAUUAUUCAUGAAAGACAUUGCAACCAUUUUAUAUAGUUUAUCUAUUUUUGCUACAGACACAAUAAAUCAAAAAAUAAUUAAUACAAUUAAAAGCCGUCAUUUUGAAGAAUAUGGAAUUAAAAAUGAUUAUUUAACAAUACAUAAAGAAGGAACUCAAAAUAAUAAUGAAUUAAAAAAAAAUGAAAAUAAUUUUACAUCUACUUUCUGUUAUUUUAAUCAAAUACCACAAUAUCAAGAAACAGUUUCAUCUGAAAAUUUAAUAAUUGAAUCAGUUGAUAAUGGAGAUACUUCAAAUUCUUAUAACAAAUUAAGUGAUGAUAAAAAGUAUGUUUUUUUUUUGCUUUUUGAAAACUUUUUAAUUUAUUCUUUAAAGAAAAUACAAAAUGAAAGAGAAAAAGUCAAUAUGAGAACUUGGGCAAAUAUUUUCUGGUCUUGUGCAAAUGUAGGAUUAGGACUUUACAACGAUUCAGCAUCUAAUCAUAAUCUUAAGUAUUACAAGUAUGUAUCGAAAAAUAUUCCUACUUCCCAUGGUGAUACAAUUGAAUUUGAAAAAGAAUCAGAUUCAAUGUAUAACAUAUUGACACAAGAUAAGUUACAAAAUUCAAACAUUGAAAUAGAUCUAAAACCUUAUGUACAUAUUAUCGAAAAUGAUUAUGUAUUCCCACUAACAUCAGAUGUAGAAAACAGAUAUUCAAAUUAUAUAAAAACAGAAAUAGAUGGAAAACAACAUGGAAUUAACGUAAAUAUAGACCUUUUUAAUCAGUCUGAAAAUGUGAUUAGACCUGCUAAGGUAGACAAAGAAGAGAAUACUAUCACUAACCCUGUCUUACUAAAUGAAAGUGAAAAGGAAACUAAUACUAACAAUUGCAUAAAUAAUAGUGAUAAGGACAAGAGAGAAAUUGACUGUUCUGCAUUUUUAAAAUCGAUGGAUACACAAAAAAAUGAUACUAUAUAUAAUCAAACAAACAAAAGUAGUAUUGUUUUUAAGUUAUUAGAAAAUUUUGAAUAUAAUUUAAAUCAAAAAAUAAUUAAAUGGUCUAGAUGUGAAAUUCAAUCUAUUGCUAAUAUAUUAUGGAGUUUAUCUAUUUUAAAUAUAUUUUCAAAAAAAAUAUUUGAAGAUGGAUUAUAUGAAUGUAAUAAAAGAUUUAUAAAAUAUGGAAAAAGAAAAAAUUAUAAUAAAAUUCAAUAUUUUAUUUCACAAUUACAUCAAUCACAAUUAUAUCAAGUUGCCUUUUCCUAUGCCAUUUAUCUGUUAAAUGAAAACAAAAAUGGAAAAAAUGAACAGAAUGAAAAAAAAAAUAAUACAAAUGCAAUUACAAUGAUAAAAAACAAUCUUUAUAAUAUUUUUGAAAAAUAUUUUAACAUCUCUAUUAAUACUCUAAAUAUAUGGAAAAAGCAAUUAGCUAGAAAUCAAAGAAAAGAAGAAAAACAACACAUUUCCUCUUCGGUCCAUAAAAAAUUAUCAAACGACCUUAAGUACCUUAACAUUUUUCAUUACAACGAGUAUUUUAUCCUGGAUUCAAUUCUAGUGGAUGCAUACAUUCCCCACGCUAUGACUGUAAUCGAAAUUGACGGCCCAAGCCAUUUUAUUCAAAGAGGAGCAUCAAUUGUGUACAAUCCAAACACACUAUUUAAGAAGAGACUGCUAAGAGCUCUCGGUUUUGUUGUUGUCUCAAUUUCAAUAACGGACCAUACAUUUGUUUUUAGUGCACUAAACACAAUAAAUUUUGUUAAACGAUUUUUAGCAAAAAUUAAUUAUAACAAAAUAUAA
Plasmodium vinckei vinckei is the source of this 3309-nucleotide messenger RNA. Its product is annotated as RAP protein, putative. Lineage: Eukaryota; Apicomplexa; Aconoidasida; Haemosporida; Plasmodiidae. The record is from RefSeq and is a predicted model, not a curated record. The transcript has 2 exons. The coding region runs from base 1 to 3309 and encodes 1102 amino acids.